Haemonchus placei is the source of this 300-nucleotide messenger RNA. The record is from the annotation of a GenBank genome assembly. Lineage: Eukaryota; Metazoa; Nematoda; Chromadorea; Rhabditida; Trichostrongylidae.
AUGCUCUGUUCCUACACUGUUCUCAUACCACUUUUUGCUGUUGUACUCACAUUGUCCGAGGGACGGAUCACGGAUAAGGAGCCAAGUGAUGAAUGCUCACCACAGAUGAAUAUGCCCUUGAAAGAGGUUGCCGAGAAGAUCUGCGAGCUCUGUCACGAAUUCACCAACCAUGAAGUACCAAAUAUGCGAGCCGAAUGCCGAUCUCAAUGUUUUUCGACCGAUAGGUUCCGAACGUGUAUGCGUAUGUUUACAAACGCUCCAAAACGUCAUAAUCGACACAAUCGACGACAUCUCUGGUAG